Molecule: messenger RNA, 906 nt
Organism: Symbiodinium pilosum
Lineage: Eukaryota; Dinophyceae; Suessiales; Symbiodiniaceae
Source: the annotation of a GenBank genome assembly
AUGAAGGCCGUUCAGGAGAUGUGCGCUGAUGGGAACGGCGAGGCCAAACGGGCCAAAACUGAGAGAGAAGCCUCCCAGGAGUUGGUCGCUGGAAUGUGGUCUGUGGAGGUCCGUUUGUGCAUCGCGAGCUUCCUCCCGUGGACGGAGCUUGUAGCUGAUUCGCUCCUUUGUCGUUCCUGGCGAGCGCUGGAGAUGGAAGACACGCUAUGGCAGGCAUACUUUGCGUCAACUUGGCCUCGGAUGGCGAGGCGAAAGAAGGCUUCAGCCGACGAUCGGCUACCUUGGCGAGCGCUCUUCCGUGCACAAUGGUCUACAGGCAACCGCAGGGAGGAUGCGCUGGAGGAAGACUGGUUAGACUUCAGUGCUGCACAGGGACUCUUCGAAGAGGCGAAGCCAAGCACUUCAAGGAGCUGGCCUCGUUCUUUGGCCCGGAAUCCUCCGGAGAAACUGCGGCGCUCGAUGCAAAUCUGCCGAGAGGACUUGUUCCGAAGGCAAGGCCUCACAGUUCCCGCCGAGCCUGAUACAUCACAUUGUUGCACGAAACACUGCAGGUUCCAUCGUCUUCAGUUUGAGGAGGCUGAUGCAUUUCUCUGUGAGGCAAGUGGCGCUUUGCAUGUUUGCGAAAGCGUGCCCUGUGCCUGCUGUGUUGCUUCUGCUGACGACUUUCUCGUUUGCCCAGUGAGUGGCCGCUGCUUUCCCAAAAACAGUACUGUCAAUGAGGAGGCAGCUGAUGCUCCCAUUUCCUACGAGUGGGAUCCAGGCCUCAGUGCUGCUCAGCAAGUGGGGCGGUGGUUCGAGCAAGGUUACUUCAUGAGCGAAGAGCAGGCGCUCGCCUUCUUUGACGGACGUUCCAGCGCAGGUCGUCGACUCAAACGUCAGACGAUGCUGGGUUCUUGGACAUUUUAG